Messenger RNA from Anguilla rostrata (American eel), 2059 nucleotides. RefSeq names its product DUF4554 domain-containing protein (gene top6bl). The transcript is spliced from 8 exons. Gene Ontology annotation, biological process: meiotic DNA double-strand break formation. The record is from RefSeq and is a predicted model, not a curated record. Lineage: Eukaryota; Metazoa; Chordata; Actinopteri; Anguilliformes; Anguillidae. The coding region runs from base 550 to 1128 and encodes 192 amino acids.
UUACAUUUCAUUUCAUUACAUUAUGUUACAUUACAUUACAUCACAUUACACUACAUUACAUUACAUUACAUUACAUUACUUUAUGUUACAUUACAGUCUUCUUGGGAGUUGUUGUUUUUUUAACGUCCCCACAUUCUCCUGUACGGCCCCUCCAACGUUCCCCUGCUGUGGGACGGGGACGGGGGUCCCUCUGGAUUCCUGGGCCGCCUGGGAGGCUUGCUGUCCUGGGGGGAGUUGGGCCUGUCUGGGGUGAGCCGUGCGGAGCGGCCCUUCACUGAAGCAGGUGCUUUGCAUGCGGAGGUGGUUUACACUGUGGACAGUGAACAGAGCCCCACCACAGAGCAGACUCUCAUUCUGUUCCUCUUCAUCCAGCACAGCGACCCCUUCCACUCCCAGCUCUCUGAUCACAUAGCCAGUGAGGAGGUCCUGGAGCAGCACCUGGACCAGAUCCUUCUGCACAACGAGGACCGUGUGCGGUCAGCCCUGCACUCUGUCCUGGAGUCUGCUCUCAGGACCACUCUGAAGAGACUGAAGGCCCGGGCGAAGAUAAUGUCCGCUCUGCCAGUCAUUCUGAGCUCACUGUCCACUGUGGUAACCAGCAGCAGCAGCCUGGAGUUCAGGACCGCCUGUCUGGACAGAAUGAAGGUGCAGGACACACAUGAGCUCGCCAUCCGUCUGCGCCAGUCUCUGCAGAAAGUCACAGAGGAUCGGGUCCUGCACAGCCGCAAGUGUGACAGCGGCAAGCAGUGUUUGCCGGCUGCCCCGGGGGUUGAGGACGUGUCUGGACACAGGGAGGCUGAGACCAGGGGGACGGGUGAGCAGGAGUGGGCGUGUGCAGAGCACUCUCAUCAUGAUGAGGGAGCAGAGGCGGCUCCUGUGGGGCCGCAGGGAUCGGCGGGCCAGGGAUCGGGAGCAGAAAAGAGGCAGUGCACCGAGGAGCCGGACUCAAACCCGCCGCCCCUGAAGCAGCGAGGCGCGAGGGGGGCGAGCGUAGACCUGCGGCCGUCUGAGAGUCUGCACAGCCCCCCUGCUCACGCCGCGCCCCCCCAGGACAAGGGGGACCAGCAGGAGGACAUGCUAUGGCUGCAGGAGGUCUCCAAUAUGUCCGAUUGGGAAGAGGAAUGUUGAGCCCCAUUCAGAUGUAGGCGACGGUGCUAGCGCAGUGUAGCAGCAUUAGCGGUCUCUGAUGGAUGAGGACUGAUUCACUGCUCUGUCCACAUUGACACACUGCAGUGACCUGACAGGACCCUACACACUUCCUGCAGAGCGUGUGUCUGAAUGGAUCCCUCCUGGGGAAUGUUACUGUUUAGAUUUACUUAUCACCAAUUAAUAGCUAUACAUCUCCUAUGAGCUGUUAUAAUGGUGUUUCAGUUUGCAUAUUUUAGUUCUUAUUCUGGAAAACGGUUUCCAUGGUUGCGCCAACUUAAUUUGAGCCGCGGCUAAUAAACUGUAAUCACAUGAGUGAAUGCCCUGAAUGCUAAACAGUGUAUUCCGUCUAUGUUAAUUUGUGUGUUCUGGCUAUUGCACAGUUUUGUAAACGAGUAACAAACAGAAAAAAGGUGCAGUGGAUGAAUAUGUGAAGAAUCAAAAUGAAAGGAUAUAGGAAAAUACCAAUGACAAAAUUUCUGUCCCUAAAAUAUGAUUGUAGAUACAAUGUCUUUUUUUGCAUUUAGAGGCAUCUGGCCAGUCACACCAUUUACCAUUUCACCAUUUAUUUUAAAAAAUUAAAUUGAGAACAGCAAUUGAGAAAAAUGUAGCAACUUUUAGUAUAUUACUAAUUCUAUCUUAUUUUCCUGUAUUUUAGAGUUUUCUUUUUAUAUUUAUUCCUGUUCAUAUGAUCUGUUUCCAGUAUCUUCAGGAUGCAUUUACAGACCGAGGAAUGUUUUCUUUGGAUGCUGAACUGGCUUUUAAAAUUAUUCUUAUUAUUAGUAGUAAAAUAGGUACAACCACAAACUCCACGGUUUGCUUUUCUCAAAAUUGUGUUACAGUAUUUUAUGGAGGGGUGACUCCACACGUGUAAUAUGUUCGUUGAAAUGAAAAAUGUACUCAACUGAGAUUU